Molecule: messenger RNA, 1346 nt
Organism: Mugil cephalus (flathead mullet)
Lineage: Eukaryota; Metazoa; Chordata; Actinopteri; Mugiliformes; Mugilidae
Gene: msgn1
Product: mesogenin 1
Exons: 1
Coding region: 500-931 (143 amino acids)
Biological process (GO): regulation of transcription by RNA polymerase II; mesoderm formation
Cellular component (GO): nucleus
Molecular function (GO): RNA polymerase II cis-regulatory region sequence-specific DNA binding; DNA-binding transcription factor activity, RNA polymerase II-specific; protein dimerization activity
Source: RefSeq, a predicted model, not a curated record
CUGUAUGGUUAUUUUUUCCCAUAAGGUGACAAUAAUUUUGGUCUAUUGCCUCUACUUUGGCUACUUAACGUCCAGUCUAAGGACACACGCAGGACUGACUUGCCAGAGAGGUGUGAAGCUCUCAGGUGAAACAGCAUCCUCCCAUCCCUUCAUUAGACGGAUCACAUCAAACUGACAAUUGUCGCCGUGCAGACUUUAAAGAGUAAUUUCCAACAAAAGGAAUCUAAUUAUUUUUCUUUCUAUCACAUUAUCCGCCUAUUUAGCCUUAUUCACACCCCAGUGAUAACGAACGGCGUCCUUCGGGAAGGUCGCAUUUUGGCACUUGCGGUUUUCUUUGAACUUUUUUUUUUUUUUUUUUUUCGCCUGAGCUGUGAACCCAUAAACCUCCGGAGAUCUGCUUCCAUAUAAAAACUCUUUGGCAAAAUCGCGACUUUCACACAAUCUGCUCGUCAUUCACGCUGAAUGUCACCCUCACUGCGAGAGCAUCUGGAUUUCUAACAUGAACCUGGAUGUUGUUACGGCUCAUCUGCUGUCUGGAUGGAAGUGCCACGAGAGUACUUUCGGAGACGGCCAAGAGUCGCUCCAGUCCAGCUCGCCGGAGUCUCCGGUGGACUCCAUGUGCUCCUCGCCGGAGAUGUGCUACUCCAGCGAGCAUCGGGAGAUCGGGGACUUCUCUUUUGGUUUUACGGGCCGUAAAGUUUCUCCGAGCGCGCAAAGGCAGGGCAAGUCAAAGAUGUCCACCAAGAGGCGCAUGAAAGCCAGCGAGAGGGAGAAGAUGCGGAUGCGGAGUCUUGCAGAGGCUCUACACCAGCUCCGCGACUACCUGCCGCCCGACUACAGCAAGAGAGGCCAACCUCUGACCAAGAUACAAACGCUCAAAUACACCAUCGAGUACAUUAACAAGCUCUCUGACAUCCUGAGCCGUGCGUAAAGGACGCAAAAUGGACCACUUUUACGCAUCCGGUUCACCCUCACCCGGACAUUUGCUGAAGUUAAUUACGCAUCUCUGAACUUUAUAACCUAAUCGCCCGGUUGCAUUUAAUAUUUUUUUCCAUACCCAUGCUGUAAAUAUUGUUUAGCGUGCACUUGGCAAUUAUUUUGUAUAUGUGGCUGCCUUUGUGGGAAUUAUGAAUUCCGUGUUUGGACUUAUAGUUUAUCUAGUUUGUAGCUGGUAACUUACAACGCCAUCCUCCAUGCGGGGAACUGGUUUUAAUCUCUCGAAUGUGUUUCUUGUAUAGUGCAGAAUUUAAGAAGCUGUGUGAUAUUUUAAAGUUUUGCUGCGUCUGCAAAAGCUAUUAAAUAAGUCUUUGUUUUUGUCUUAUCUACAUAUUUUUUAGUUCUUUACA